This is a messenger RNA of Trichoplax adhaerens, 387 nucleotides long. RefSeq lists its product as uncharacterized. The coding region runs from base 1 to 387 and encodes 128 amino acids. Lineage: Eukaryota; Metazoa; Placozoa; Uniplacotomia; Trichoplacea; Trichoplacidae. The transcript is spliced from 4 exons. The record is from RefSeq and is a predicted model, not a curated record.
AUGGCAAUUCGUAAUGGCAUCGCUAAAUUGGAACACAAGAAUAAAUAUAACAUUUUGGAGGAGAAGUUCAAUAAAUCUGCUUCCGCUACCUGUUCUCUAAGGAGUGAUGAUUUGAGUGAGAUGUCAACAAUUUGUAAUGCCAUUCGAAACAGUUUUACUAAUAUGGUCCAAAGUUUAAACGAAUUUCAAAAAUUAAUCAAUACAUUGGGCAAUAAACUACUUGAAAUAAAUGGAAUUGCAGUGCAACAGGAGAAGGAUUACUAUGAAUAUUAUUCUUACAAGUUAAACAAUAUUAUUCACGAAUUGUAUAGGCCUUUAAUUGCAUUUACGAAGGCCACAGACCAAAAACAAAAAAUGGUAUGGUUCGAUUACCAUAGAAGAAACUAA